AUAUAUAGUGCUGACAGGUGUUUUCAAAUGACACACUUUUCAUUAUCACAUUAUUUUAUUUUCUUCAAAGAAAGCAAUUUCACGUAUAAAAGCACAGGCGCACGCCAAGUCAAGCAUUGUAUCUUAAUUGAAUCAAAGAACUUUACGAAAAUGAAAUUCGCUCUCUGUUUCGCACUUGUCGUAGCCGUAGUGGUAAGCGUAUCUGCUGACGCCGGACGUUCUGCUUGCCGUGAUCGUGUUGAAAUCGGCCAAACCUACCAACAUCAUUUCGAUCCGGCCAAGUAUUGGUAUUGCGAAACUUUCGGUGAACCCGCUGUGGAGAAGGACUGCCCGCACGGUAUGGCUUACAUGCACUUGUUGAAAGAAUGCAUUCCAUGGGCAAAUUACCAAUGGAAGCCACUUGAAGAUCCACCAACCUUGGCUUAAAUGAAUGGGUGCGAAAAUAGGCGUGUCUUGUUGUAGUUGUGGAAAUGAAAUAAAAUAAAAGCGAAAAUGUAAAAUCCGAA
Zeugodacus cucurbitae (melon fly) is the source of this 506-nucleotide messenger RNA. RefSeq lists its product as uncharacterized. The coding region runs from base 28 to 426 and encodes 132 amino acids. NCBI's taxonomy places the organism in Eukaryota, Metazoa, Arthropoda, Insecta, Diptera, Tephritidae. The record is from RefSeq and is a predicted model, not a curated record. Gene Ontology annotation, molecular function: chitin binding. The transcript is spliced from 2 exons.